UCACCUCACAGGAUGAGAUGAGAGAGCCGAUCCCGAAGCUCAUACAGCCAAUCAGCUGACUGCGCCUGAGGAGACGGACACACCUGAUGAGUAAUGAGGUGUCUUCCUCCUGGAGAUUCUUCUUCUCUGGCUGGAUGUUGUGACCAUGAAAAGGAAUGACCCACACCUGUGCAGCGUUUAAAAAAAGUGUACCACAUGAGCCCCACUGCCACCAUCAGGCCAGAGUGUGAACUGCAACAUGUGUGGACAUCCAGCCUGAAGAGAGCUGCAAUCAUCAUCAGCUCAACAGGAUGAUGCUGAAUGAUCGGUGGACCAUCAUGAACAACAGCAGCUCAGAGCUCGACAGCAAGCGGCCAAACAAGCACAAGAAGGUGUGCAGCUUCCUGUUAUGGUCUGGUGGCAUGUUGGUCAUCAUCGCAGUCAUUGUCGCAGCAACAGUCGCCAUCUUGUACCUGAACCACUAUCCUCUACCCUUCAUCAGCAGGGGGGAAGUGUCCUCAUCUGUGGUUUCAACCAAUCCCAAAGAGUCUGGGCCCCUGGUGACAGUGUCACGUGUUGCAGACGGAGAGCCAAUCAGCAUCUUCCUGGACCCAAACUGUCCGGACUUUAGUGAGCACUUCCUCCGAUGGGAGGUGCUGCAGAGCUCGCUGCUGCGGGCUCUGACCAAUUAUAAUGCAGAUAAUUGGCAGGACCACGGAUUUGUCCAGAAGCUGGAGGAGGAGCUAAAGGUGUUAUUAGGCCACACCCACAACCUGAGACUGGAAGCUGAUUCGCUGAAAAGAGGCCAAGGUGUUCUGGACCAACGACUGGACAGACUGCAGAGUGAACAGAGCCGCAUCGUCAAGGUGAUGUCUGAUAAUCACUCAGGUGUGUUGAAGUUGGUGGCAGGUUUCAGUGAUUCUCUGCUCAGCCUGCAGAGGGAGACAGAUAGUCUGAAGAGCCUGAAGAGUGAGCUGAGCAAAGACAGCACUCUCACAGCUGUCAGACCCAGGGACUGCAGUGACAUCCUGAAAUCUGGUGUCUCUCAGGACGGCAUUUACUCCGUGUUUCCAACCCACGACCCCAAUGGCUUCAUGGUUUACUGCGACAUGAGCACAGAUGGAGGAGGCUGGACGGUGAUUCAGAGGAGGGAGGACGGCUCGGUGAACUUCUUCAGAGGAUGGGAGGCUUACAGGGACGGAUUUGGGACAACGACCGGAGAGCACUGGCUUGGUCUGCAGAGGAUCUACUCGCUCACCAGGUCAGGUGGUUCCGAGCUGCGUAUCGACAUGGCAGACUUCGAUAACGCCACAGCGUUCGCUCAGUACUCUGCAUUCUCCGUUGGUCGAGACUCUGUAAACCCCGAGGAGGACGGAUAUCCGCUGACUGUGGACGGGUACUCCGGGACUGCAGGUGACUCCCUCCUGAAGCACUCAGGGAUGCGGUUCACCACCAAAGACCGCGACCAGGACCAAUCAGAGAACAACUGUGCAGCGUACUACCAGGGGGCGUGGUGGUACCGGAACUGCCACACGUCUAACUUGAAUGGGCAGUACCUGAGAGGAGGUCACGCCUCCUACGCUGACGGUGUGGAGUGGUCCAGCUGGACUGGUUGGCAGUACUCGCUUCGCUUCACAGAGAUGAAGAUCCGACCCAGACCGGAGUCCUGAACAUGGACCAAGAGCUCGUGAUUGGUUACUGAUCAAUGAGGUGUUGUACUGAUGACUGACUGUAGAUGGUUAGAGUCAGUAUGAAACUCUGCCUCCAUAAGUACAAUUGUAAAUGACAGUAGACGGAGCGUUGACGUGUUGCUUACCUUUUUUGUUUCAUCAAUAAACUCAUUUGAUAAGACGAUC
Messenger RNA from Oreochromis niloticus (Nile tilapia), 1835 nucleotides. RefSeq names its product fibrinogen C domain containing 1a (gene fibcd1a). NCBI's taxonomy places the organism in Eukaryota, Metazoa, Chordata, Actinopteri, Cichliformes, Cichlidae. The transcript has 11 exons. The record is from RefSeq and is a predicted model, not a curated record. The coding region runs from base 291 to 1649 and encodes 452 amino acids.